Molecule: messenger RNA, 1856 nt
Organism: Drosophila virilis
Lineage: Eukaryota; Metazoa; Arthropoda; Insecta; Diptera; Drosophilidae
Product: ras-related protein Rab-5A
Biological process (GO): intracellular protein transport
Cellular component (GO): endocytic vesicle; early endosome; Golgi apparatus
Molecular function (GO): GTP binding; GTPase activity
Source: RefSeq, a predicted model, not a curated record
AAAAAAAAAAAAAAACGAUUGAAAAUAAGAAAAGGAAAAAGAAAGAAAAAAAAACAAAAAAUGAAAGAAAUUAUUCAUAGUUAUAAAUUUUUGGUUCCAUAUUUACGUUUAGCUGCUUUUUGUUUGUUUGUUAAUUUUCACAUUCUAGCAACAAUCAAAGAUUUAAUGCUAUCCCUAACUUUAAAACUAAUUAUCGUAAACACAUAAGCUUACAUCUUAAAUAGUAUGCAAAACAAAAGCUGUUGUUUAAGCGGAUAAAGUGAAGUUGUCAACGUGAGAGAAAUCAUUAAUUAAAUCUUGCAAAAUACUUUACCAUAAGUUCACAUUUGUUUACUUUUGUCCACAAAUCGUAUUUGAACUUAUUUUUUUUUUUAUCUACUUACCAUAAAACUCAACCAGCGAUCAACCAAGCAACAGCAACAAAACAACAAAUAAAUGAAAAAGAAAACAAAAAAAAAAAACAAAAAGAAGAAUGAAUGAAUCAGCGUGUGUAGAAGAACCGACGCGCCUAAACAGCUGUGUGUAUUUUUCCAAUUUAUAAUUUUUAUGUUGUAUGUAUGUAUUUAAAUAAAACAUUUAUAAUAAAAAUCGUAUAUAUAUACAUAUAUAUAUAAAAGUCGAAACAACAUUCUAUGGAAUCAAGUUUCUAAUUUCGAUAAAGCUCUUCGGUUUUAUAUAUAUUUAGAAAUUUUAACCCUUUGGUUAUAUGUAUUAAGAGUUCGUUCGAAGAGCGCAUGUUUUCCACUUGAAACAAUAUUUCUUUUUCUAAAACAAUAUUUCGAUUCUGAGAAACUAAAACUCUUUUCUUGCUCUAUAAAAAAGAAAACUGUGCCCGCUCAAAGCAAAAGUCUAAAAUUGACCUAAAAUAGUUCGUUGUAUUUAAACUGACUUUGUUAAUCGGCAUUUUAACUUAGUUUAAAUAGAACAGCUUUAUUUAUUUUUUUUUUUAAUUUUAGAAAUCUUAAGAACACACUCAUUUGGAGCGCGAUUAGGCAUUCGCACUGUGGAGAGCCGGGAAACGUACUGAUUCAGGAUUUGUCAUCCGGCAAUUUGAUUGUGAUAUUUUUAGGAAACAAAGAGCUUUAAUGAGGAUGCGCUUUCCUAGCUAAGGCAGUGCGCAAGCUGCGUUCAGUUGCUAUUGGUUGGUCCGCAAAUGAGCUCCACGAAUGCCAAGGGCAAAGUACAAUGGCGCCGUAAUAGGGGCGAUACGGCAGCUAGGCGUAGAGAGACCAUGCCCUGGCUAAUAAAGCGAUACAAGCUGGUCAUCUUGGGCGCUGCGACGGUGGGCAAGUCAUCCCUGGUCUCCCACUUUACCCACGGCAGCUAUCUGAGUGUUAAGGAGAACACGCUCGUUGCCGCCUUUUCCAGCAUAUAUCUGAACAAGUGCCUGAAAUUUGACACCUGGGAAGUGGCCGGCGAGGAACGCUGGCAUCGUUUGGCGCAUUUGUAUUAUAGGGGCGCCCAGGCGGCGCUUGUGGUCUACGAUGUGCAGGAUCGGGCUAGUUAUGUCUGCGCCAAGGACUGGAUCGACGAGGUACGCAUAAAGCUAGCCCCGGAUCUGGUUAUUGCCAUAGCCGCCAAUAAGGUGGAUUUGUGGGAUGAUUUGUGCGUGAAUUCUGAUGAAAUGAAAUCGUUGGCUCAAAAUAAUGACUAUAUAUUCAUGGAAACGUCGGCCAGAACGGGUCAAAAUGUACAUGAAAUUUUCGCCGCAAUCGCUGAAAAACUGCAAGCAAGAAAAAAUCCUGAUACAUUAAAAGUAAGUUCAGAUGAAUUUUGCGGCUGUCGAAUACUAUAAACCGGAAUUCCAAUUAUUAUUAAUCUUAACCUUCAACUGGAUUAGUUGAAAAUAAACAAAU